This is a messenger RNA of Antechinus flavipes (yellow-footed antechinus), 408 nucleotides long. RefSeq names its product interleukin 36 receptor antagonist (gene IL36RN). NCBI's taxonomy places the organism in Eukaryota, Metazoa, Chordata, Mammalia, Dasyuromorphia, Dasyuridae. Gene Ontology annotation, molecular function: interleukin-1 receptor binding; cytokine activity. The transcript has 3 exons. The record is from RefSeq and is a predicted model, not a curated record. Bases 1 to 408 code for a protein of 135 amino acids. Gene Ontology annotation, biological process: inflammatory response to antigenic stimulus; cellular response to lipopolysaccharide.
AUGGGACACCAUGAUGAAGAGAUCAGCGUGGUCCCCAAUUGGUCUCUGGAUGCCGAACAGAUCCCAGUUAUCCUGGGCAUUAACAAAGGAUAUCUGUGUCUGUCAAUUGGGAUGGCUCAGCAGCCUUUUCUUCAGCUAGAGGAAAAGAACAUCAUGGAUCUUCAUCACAGCAAAGAGGAAUUCAAGAACUUCACCUUCUAUUUGCGGAACCCUGGAACCAGCUUUAAACUAGAGUCAGCCAUGUACCCAGGCUGGUUCAUCUGCAGCAGUCUUGAGGAGAACCAGCCCAUCGCCCUCACUAACCAUCCUGAGGAAUCAGAAUCAGUCAUCACUGACUUCUAUUUCCAGCCGUUCUACACAAUGUUUAACUUCCGCUUAGCAACCCGUUGGAGAGAUGGUUCUGUCUAG